Molecule: messenger RNA, 7092 nt
Organism: Limanda limanda (common dab)
Lineage: Eukaryota; Metazoa; Chordata; Actinopteri; Pleuronectiformes; Pleuronectidae
Gene: akap11
Product: A kinase (PRKA) anchor protein 11
Exons: 13
Coding region: 283-5904 (1873 amino acids)
Biological process (GO): intracellular protein localization
Cellular component (GO): cytoplasm
Molecular function (GO): protein kinase A binding
Source: RefSeq, a predicted model, not a curated record
AGCAGCGGAACUCGGUGCUGUCGGUUGUUGUCGUUCGGUUCUGCGGGAGUCGGUCACUGACGCGGGGCCGCGGACACGUGACCCUGCACCGGGACCCUUCAGGCUGGACGGUAGGAGCUGGAGCUUGAACCGGAUCGUGGACGGGUCUCACACCGGGGACAGAGGGUCUCACACCGGGGACAGAACCAGCAGCGGAGACCCGGACCCGGAGCGGUGAGACAACACGUCUUUACUCCAACGUGAGCGGCCAGUCAGCCAGCCGCUGUGCAGCUCGCCGAUGCCAUGGACGCCUGUGCCCGUAUUCGAGGAGUCCCACUAAGGUCCCGGGCCUCGGUCCGGAAAGAGACUGUGCGUGACAGUGGAGCUCAGUGUGUUAAGAGCCUCUUCAGGAACAAGAAGGAGCUAUGCAGCAUCGGCCUGGAGCUGACGACCAGAGACGCCACCAGACUGACGGAGAUUCAUUUUGUGUGUCUGCCGGGACAAUGUGAAGGGGACGAGGUCACCCAGCAGGCUCUAGCCUCUCUGCCGGGAGGCCUGUGUGAGCUCCUCCGGUCUCUCCAUGUGGACGGCCUCAAAAACGAGGAGGUUCUGCUGCUCAGGGACUCGCGCCGGCUGUCGGAGCACAAAGACGCUUGGCCUCAGUGUUGGUUGAAAGCCGUGUGUGUUCUGAGGCACAACCCCAACACCAGCCUGUACCCUCAGGCCAGCGUGGCGUCUCUGCUGAGCCUGCUGGGAUGCUACAUGGCCGGCGUCCGCUACGCUUUAGAGCUUCAGGCGGUUCAGAGGAGCUCGGCCGAGGCCAGUCAGCCGGAGGAGGACGACACCAACCAGUCGGUCUCGUCCAUCGAGGACGACUUCGUCACGGCCUUGGAGCAUCUGGAGGAGGACGACGCGGGAAACAAUCCCUCUUCAUAUCCUCAAUUAAACAAACGCGACGUGGCUUCGCAGACAAUCCCAGCUCAUAAGAGGAGGAAAGAACUAUCGGGCUCUCGUGUUCUCAUUGGCUCAUCUUCCAAGAAGUAUUCAGCCCCAAGCAAGUCGGGUCCAGAUGUUUCCAUCACGGUGCAGAGGUCCUCGUGUGUGGAGCCGCAGUGGACUUACUGCAGUCCUGGAGCUCGAGUCCCUUCUCCUGUGGUUCAUGUCAGUGACUCAGAGGAGUCCGACGGCUCCAGCCCUAGUCCGAUCAUCUUCCUGGACGAGGUGGGCUACCAGAAGAGCCUGCUGGCCAAGCUGGACAUCCCCCAGGUGCCGGGGGGGCCCAGGGAGCGAGUGGAAGACUCAGACUCUGAAGUCAGUGAGUUCUUUGACAGUUUUGAUCAGUUUGAUGACGUGGAUGAGCUGAGUUCAGAGAGCUCCACUCUUGCUCUGCCUCUGGACACCAUCAGUGCUCCAGCCUCUCAGAAGAAGUGCACCGAGUCCAGCUCCGGGGGGUCCACAUCCAAAUAUGUUUCCAGGGGCUGCUCCACCAAGGGGAUGAACCCUCAACGCUUCGACCACCCCACUCUCCCAGCCAAUGUGAAGAAACCCACUCCUCUGAAACCAGGCUCUCCCUACUCGCUUCACACUGACGUGCCCGACUCCCCUCGACCCGUGCAGACCCCCUCAGACGAAAAUGGCGGCCCACUCUUCAGUCCUGUCAGCUCCUCGGCCUUCAGCCCUCUGGUGGACUCAAGUGGACCGAUGGAAUACUUUUGGAAGACAAAUGAAGAGAGUCCGGACAGCUCCGAGCUGCGUAAACCCCAGGACGUCUGCUCUCUGUAUAAGACCUACUCUGACUUUGCCAACAGCCUCUCCAAAGAAAUCCUGGGGUCCGUGUGUGGCUACCAGUCUGCUGUGGACAUCAGUGACAACAAGAAUCUCAGCUGCGUCUGCCACAAGGAAUUUGAGAAUCCCUCGGGUUACCUGAUGAAGCUCUCAGAAAUACAGGAGACUGUGACCGUGGACAAGUUGCAGACGAAGUCUCAGUCUCUGACCGAUGGCAUCCAGAGGUUUGCCACCGACCUGGUGGAGAUGAGCCUGGGCAGCGCCUUGAGAGACCUUCAGAAAGGCGUGUCCUCCUGCACCACCACCUUGUGUCACCUAGCUGCGAGGCUCACCUCCUCGGUGUUUCAGAUGGCCUUCCACGAGAUCGGGAUGCGCCACGCCUACGUGUUGAAGGAGCGAGCAGUCAGUGGACUGGCCGGUUUCCUGGUGGGAGAGGCCGUGUCCGGGGCGCUGAAGGACUUCCUGACUGUGAAAAAACAGAUUUUUCACAGCACAGUUUCAGGUUUCGCUGCUGACUUGGCUGAAGAGCUUGUGUUUGAAGGUAUUAUGGAAGUGUGUCAGUUCUCCCACCCCUCAACCCCUCUCACCGCAAGCGAUUGGUCCUUUAGCCAUAGGCAAGAGGAAGAAGAGGAGGAAGAGGAGGAGGUGGUUACCUCCUACGCUUCAGAUUUGUCUGAGUCUGUGAUCCAGGAGGCCUUCAUACAGCUCUCUCAGGCUGAUGUUGCCUUCACCAGCCAAGCAGCUAUUAGUGUGUCUCUGGACAACAUCUGUUACGUCAGUGCAGAGAACAGCAGCACUGACACCUGCAGUACCUUUGCCAACCAGGAGGUUUUAAGUUCCAGCUCAGCUUCAGAGGUUCCAGGUCCCUCAGGAGAAGAUCCUACCUGCACGGUGAAGAAAGCCCUGUUCACUGUCUCGGGGAUGGCCAGUUGUAUUCCUGUACCCAAAGCCGGCCAAGCCCUCUCCCACCUCCACGAGUCUGAGGAGACCAGUCAGUAUACAGACAGUUCACCAGAUACUCCACAGGAAAACCCUGAAGGAAUAACUGAACCCUCCUCUGAUGCCACCACAUCCACACAGACUCACCUGUACAGUCAUGGAACACAGACCCCUACAGCUGGAGGAGAGCCCUCCCAAGGAAAGUCCUCCUUCCAGAACUUCUCUGGCAACAUGGUGGAUCUGAUAGUUACUGAGGCUUGUGAGCUAAUAACUGCUUCUAAGAUGAAGAAGAGUUUCGGUGACUGUGCCGAUUUCUUCACAAAGACAAUCGGAAGCCGGAGGGACACUUCUCCACCAGAAUCCCCCUCGGAGCAGGGAGUCGGCAGGGAGUGUGUCCGGUAUGAUUGUAGAGAUUCACAGUACCUGAGGAACGGCGGCGCUGCAGAAGAAGCGACGGGCUCUCAAAGCCACGGGAGAGCCGGCUGUGAGUUCGACCCGAGGACCAGAGCUGUGGUGGAAACUCAUCCUGUGAUGAUGCAUACUCUCGACGUGCCCGGUGCGGAGAUGGGACCAAGGAGGAUAUCUGCUCCUGUGGAUGAUUCAACUCCGAGCACUGGCCAGAAGUCUGGCGGGACUCCCGGCACGCCUCCUUCGACCCCUCAGAAGCCCAGUGAGGUCUCCAAGGAGAAGCAGAUAAAACAGUUCUCCAAGAAGCUGAAAAGCAAACUGGCCAAAGAGUUUUCCCCUGCCACCCCACCGUCCACCCCUCACUAUCGGCCCGAGCCUGGUCCGGGGCCGAAAGACGUCACCCCCGAAGAAGACAAGGCCGAGUUCAUGCUCAAACUGAUGAGGUCUCUCUCUGAGGAGGCCGAUGGCAACGAGGAGGAAGAGGAGGAAGAGGUUGGUGCUGAGGUCAGUCACAGAUGUUUAGAGACGGGGAGUGGCCGGCAUGACACGAACCAGAUGUCGGCUAACAGGAUGUCCAACAAAGAAGCUCUCCACUACGCCGAGCGGUUGGCUUGUCACAUCGUCUCCAUGGCGACAGAGAUGGACACGCUGGGAGUAGCAGUGGAGGAGAUGGAGGUGGGAGAGAUGAGCAAGGGCAGCGGGAGGAGGAGAGACAGCGUGGCUCAGUUCUCGGAGCAGACGCUGAACACUUUGUGGGUGUACGCUGGGGAGGUGGCCGGAGAGGUGAUCAGCGACGUGAAGAGGAUGGUGAGCUCGGGUCAGCAGUGUCCGUACCACAGAGCUCUCAGACGAAGGAGCCUGGACAGAUCUGUCUCUGAAGGUUUGCACCAACAUCAGUCUCAACUCGGUACAGACCAGAACCGAGACUGGAGGGUGGGGCGGCAGGCGGAGCAGUGGUCCAGUGACCUGAUAGCCUCCGUCCUUCGCUCUCCCACCUCCGGUUCCACCACCUGCUCCAGCUCCGGCCUGUCCUCGGAGUAUCCCAGCUGUGAGAGCGUGACGGAUGAAUAUGCUGGCUACCUCAUCAGGGUUCUGAAGAAAGAGGGAGGCAGCAGGGAGCUGGUGCUGGACCAGUACGCUAGCCGCCUGGCCUACCGAUCCAUAAAACAAGGCUUGGCUCAUGCUAGUCGCAAAGUCAAGCAGAGAACCUCCAGCCUGCGCCUUCACUCCUCCAAGUCGCUGCCAGACGAAUGGAGAGCUUCGAGCAGCGAGGCCUCUUCACCCAAGGACGGAGCAGAGUCGGUGGCGUCUCCGUCGGGCGAGGACGCUCAGUGCUGCUGCAGCGACUCCGAGGAGCAGAGGGAGUACAUGGACCUGGUGAACUUCGCCGAGUCUUUAGCGUACAACAUCACCUGUGACGUCACACGCAAGCUGCACCUCUCCUCCGUGCGCCUGCCCAAGUCUCUGACCGACUCCUGUCUUUAUAAGAAAUCCAGAUUUGAAGACAUGGCAGAUAAUCUGAUCAGGAACUCCUUCUCCUGCCCCCUGUUGUCCAAAGAGGGUAAAAGCAAGCAUUACCACAGCACAGGAAGCCUGUAUGACGGAGGCUACAGCAGCAGGGUGGUGCAGGUCAUCGAUCACUACGCCAGGAAAAUAGUUGACGACACGUUGAAGAUGAGCCUGUCUUCAGCCGGACAGUCAUCCCGGGAGCACCAGAGGACGCAAGGCCCCUCCCACACCCAGAGGCUGUCGGAGGCGCCAGCAGGGGGCAUCGCUCUCGGGGAGAGGACCUGCCGCUACUGUGAGGUCCAGGAGUGUCCGUACUGCACCAAGCACAGCCGGCACCACCAGCCGGGGUCGCAGAGGAGGAAACGAGGGUCGGACGCUCAGGCCAGACCCGAGCGCCUCCCCAGCCUGGACAUUCCUAAGAUCCACAUCGACCUGGACCACCGGGAAGCGUUUGCAGGGGAUAUGGUAUCCAUGGCGAUGGAGACGGCUAAACGCGAGCUGAGCAACACCAGCCUAAACGCCGACAGCGGCAUCGGUCAUGAUGGAGCGAGCUACGCCGAGAGUCUGACGGCAGAGAUCAUGACAUCAGCCAUCACCAACAUCACCCAGGCUGCCAACACCAGCUCUCCAGGAAGGGAAGCGACCGAGUCCACCGUGUCCCAGCAGCUGAGUGUGGGGGACGACAGUCUGGGCAGCUGGUCCAACCUGAGCUUUGAGGACGAGCACGCAGACGACAACAGCAGCUUCCUGCACCUCAGUGACAGCAGCAAUGGGAACAGCAGUAGCUGGAGCAGUCUGGGCCUGGAGGGGGAGGCGUGUGAGGAGCGCAUGUCCUUCUCCCCCUCGGACAGUGACAACACGGAGGACAAGGAGGCGGAGGUCAAAGAGGAAUCCAGCGGGACGCUGUGCGUGGACCGGCCUCCGGCUCCGCCCCCCCGGACCGGGCUGGUGGUGGUGAACUCUGACGUCCGGGAGCUGCGGUGCAGUCCUCCGCCCGUGGGCCUGGACCCGCAGCUCCGCAGCAUGCUGCAGUGGCUGGCCGCCUCCAUGGCCGACGUGCCUCAGAUCCAGCUGAGUGCGGACAGGGAGCUGCAGCAGCUCCCUGUGGUCGUCCAGCGGCUCCGCGAGCGGCGCUGGCGAGUGGGCGAGCUGCUGCACAUGCUGCUGCGCUACUGUGAAGAGAGUCAGACGCACGGGGGCCAGGCCCGAGAGGAGGCCCAGCAGGGGGCCAGGGAGCCACACCGCUCCCCCCCCCUCUUCCAGUGGCUGCUGGAGCACGCCUAGAUCCUCAUCCUCCUCUCCUCCUUCCUCUCCUCCUUCCUCUAUCCCCUCUCUCCUCUCCUCCUCUGCCUCUAGGUGGCGCCAUACAAAUCAGCCCCUCCCAACAUCCCCUCAUGAAUGUGGGCAGCGAGUGUUUUGCGUUGCAUGCUGUGUCCACCAGAACUUCUGUUGUGUUUCAUUUCUCUUCCCACCUCCUGUUGUCUUCAGCAUCAGGCGCUGAUUCAGAGUCGUUCCCGUUCUCCUGCAGUUUGGAUAUGAAGAUAUGAGAGGAAAGAGAGAGGGAGAGAGAAAAGAGAGAGAGAGAGAGACCCACCCCAUGUGUCUCCAGACAGAGACAGAAAUGUGAGUGAGCUGAGAGAAAGAGAAUGUGUUUUUUGUUAGGGAAUCCCCAUCGCUGCCGGGCCGAUGAUGUCACCACACCCCCGGCUCACCUCUCUGGUGUUUCCACAUGUUCACAGACCAACUGAACGCACAUGGACACACACACUGCGGCUCACCACACCCUCGUAUUAUCAGAGGGGAAUCCAAGAAACACUGAUACUCAUCCACCUCUGACCAUCAUUCCCCUGUAGUAUUCCAUUAUUGUAUUAACUGGCUCAGAAUCGACUGUGCUCACGGUUCCUCUGGGAUCCAGAAGGAGUCGGACGCAGGGUUAACGAACCCGUCUGACCAACACGCUGCCGGACCUCACCGGUCCUCAUGGGUCGGCCGGUUGUGGAUUCUGUUUUGCAAGAGUUGAUCUGAGUCAGGACUGAAUUCCGCUCGGUGGUUUUGUUCUGGUGUGACAGAGUAUUAAUGAGAACUGAACUCCAGGAAACUGAAACUCAGCUUAUUCUAAUCAAAUCAGUUUCUGUAAAGAUGCAGUUUAUAUAUCACUCAGUCGUCCACAGAACCAAACAGGACUCGGUUAUCUUUAUGAAUUAGUCUCUGAAGCAUAGAAACCAACUAUUUGAACUUCUAUGACCUAAUUGAUCCCAUCGUUAGUGUUCUCCUCGUUAAGGCUCAGUUAUGCUCAUCGUUGGACACAUGUCUAGAAACAGUCGGUUCAGAUCGUCCUCGGGUCAGUUCUGGUCAGUUCUGGUCCAGUUGGGACCAGUUGGACACGUUGGACCAGUUGGGACAUGUUGGUCCAGUUGGGACAUGAUGGUCCAGUUGGGACAUGUUGGUCCAGUUGGGACAUGUUGGUCCAGU